GUAGACAGGAAGGAUUCGCACAAAGGAGGCUAGUAGAUUGGUUGGAUGGGUGAGCAAAUGCACUUUGACUGAAGGAAGAUAAUCCCCUGAUUCGAUUGUGUGCUAACUCGGGAAGUCUGGCAGCACUCUAAAUUGUUCUAUUGUUUGGUUUAAAAUUCAUCCGGAUUGUUGUAAAAUAGCAAUUAAAAAGAGCAAUGCUGGGUGCCCAGUUCUGGAUAGGGUCAACAGGGGAGGAAAUUAAAAAUGUUAUGCAAGCAAUCUGGAGACGCUGCGGUUAAUUAUCUUGUCUCUCAAUAAACUGCAAAAAGGAGCGGAGGUAUUUAAGCAGCAGGAAACAGAGGCAGUGGUUAGUGAAAGCCAGCAGUCUAAAAGGAGUCUUAUUUUUCACUAAAUUAAGAAAAAAUGGACAUUUCUCAUGGGAGCACUGUUCCUCAGGAGUAUGACAAGCAGAACAGAACUUCUGAACUGACCUUGCAAAGAAGAGACUAUGCCAUUCCUGAUGAAGAAAAAGAAACUGUGUGUGACAGAAGUCCUGAUAGUAAUAUAGAUAGAGUAGAUGAGGUACAGGGGACAGACGGGAGUGAAUCUCCGCCAUGGAUAGAAGCAGUGCUGGAUGAAAACCCUGUAGUCAUUGAGGAAACCAUGGUUGGAGAAGGUGGGUGUCAUAAUCGUGAAGUUGGAAAACUAUCUCCUUUAGAAAAAGAGCAGGUUAGGUUUCCUGGGACUGAGGUAGAUGAAGGAUAUGCACGUAUCAAGGAGGAACCAGUAGCUGUGACAAGAGAGCUUUUCCAUUGCAUUGCCUGUGACCAAAAGUUUCGUUUCAAGUCUGGACUGAAGCGACAUUUUGCUCGGCAUACCGGACUUAAGCCAUAUGAGUGUAAGUUCUGUGGCAAGUGCUUCAAACAUACCUUUAACCUGGCCAGCCACAUCAGAAUUCACACUGGUGAAAGACCUUACAAGUGUACCUUGUGCAAAAAAGGAUUUCGUGACUCAACAGGCCUUCUGCAUCACCGAGUUGUCCAUACCGGUGAAAAACUUUUCAAGUGUGAGAUCUGCGAAAAUAGAUUCUCCUUGCGUAGUAACUUAAGGCGCCAUUUGAGGAAACUGCACCAAAUUGGGGUCAAGAAGUCUCCUGUAUCACAGAAUGCUGAAGAACAAACAGAGAGCCAAGAGCCUUUGCAUAAUUGUAAUGUAUGUGAUGAGAGUUUUGAUAGUCAUGAAGGACUAAGGAAACACUAUCGCAGUCAUGUGAGGGAAAAGCCCUUUGAGUGCCCUAACUGUGAGAAGGAAUUCAACAGUGCUUCACUUUUGGAGAGGCACAAGAUGACUCACACUGCCUUUCAGUGCGCUGUAUGCACUGAGAACUUCACGACAGCUGUGGACCUUGCAGCCCACAGAACAGUGCAUGAGAACAGUGGUUCUAAAAGGCAUGCUUCCAGCUCCCAUGAAAAGCAUCUCAACAGUGCCAAGCAGAAUACUUCAGGAGCUGAAGUUAAAAAGGAGGAAGAUGGGCUAGUAAGUGGGAAAUUCCAUUCACAGCAUUCCACCCAAAAACAGACUUCAGGCAGCAGAGAUGUAAUUCAGGUACUGUAUAGUCCAUGUUCUGCAGAUAUCAAAAAAGGCGAACUCCUGUAUCAGUGCAGUGAAUGCAACAUGGGCUUUGAAGAUUCUGAUCUCCUCAUGAAACAUUUUGCUGUCCACAGUGGUGACAAACCCUUCCAGUGUGAAGAGUGUGGCAAAAGCUUCAGGACUGUGUACCAUCUUGAAGGACAUUGUCAGAGCCAUGUAACAGGGACAGACUUUCACAGUGCUGCUUUUGGACAGUGGGGUACUAUUCCCAAACAGGUGGCAUUAUGUGACUUCAGCCCUACUGUAACUAAUCAAGAGGUGGAUGAGGAACCCCCUAAACCUGGUAGAAAGAGGCCAUAUCCAUGUCCUGAGUGUGAUAAACGCUUCCGCAACCCACGUCAGUUGGAACGGCACUUACUUGUCCAUACAGGUGAAAGACCUUUCAAAUGUACUGACUGUGGCAAGUGUUUCAAACAAGAAUCCUACCUAAAGUACCACAAACUGCUUCACAAAGAAGAGAGGCCUUUCCAGUGCACAGUCUGCCAGAAGGGCUUUGUCACGACUCGCAGCCUUUCAAAGCACAUGGAAACUCACAUAGCAAAGGUGUAACAGCUUGGAAAGUGUGGCAUGUAUUGCAGGUUUUGAGACUGUACUUAUCCAGUUCCUAAAUGAGUCAGGAUCUGUAAAAGGCCUUGCAUCAUACAACAUGUAUGUGGUGGUGGAUGGGACAGAAGACCUAAGUUUUUGCUAGUCUGUUCCAUUUUCCAGGGAGAAUUGGGUUUUAUGUUAUUGUACAUUUGUGGCUUGGUCAUUACCAUGUUGAUAGUUUAUUUCAUCUAUGUACACAAAUAUAGAUAUAUAUAUAUAUAUAUAUAUAUAUAUAUAUAUAUAUAUAUAUAUAUAUAUAUAUAUAUAUAUCUGUAUUUUUUUCCCUUAGUUUGUCAUACUAGUUCUGGCCAGAUGUAAUUUGCUUGUUUUCUGUUUUAACUCCGUUAUUCUAAAGGCUAUUUCUUCAUUUUCAACGUGCAAGUUAUUUUUCAUUUUUAGAUCAGUAUUGAUAAAGGCCUUCAACAUUUAAAGAUCA
Molecule: messenger RNA, 2653 nt
Organism: Protopterus annectens (West African lungfish)
Lineage: Eukaryota; Metazoa; Chordata; Ceratodontiformes; Protopteridae
Product: flt3-interacting zinc finger protein 1-like
Exons: 2
Coding region: 403-2178 (591 amino acids)
Biological process (GO): regulation of DNA-templated transcription
Molecular function (GO): DNA-binding transcription factor activity, RNA polymerase II-specific; RNA polymerase II cis-regulatory region sequence-specific DNA binding
Source: RefSeq, a predicted model, not a curated record